GGCGGCGGGGAGGUGCGCGGCGGCGGAGCAGCGCUAUGGCCUACCAGGGGCUGGCCCAGGAGUACCUGGGCAUGCCCGCUGUCACCCGUGCCUACACCACCGCCUGCGUCCUCACCACCGCCGCCGUGCAGCUGGAGUUCAUCACCCCCUUCCAGCUGUAUUUCAACCCCGACCUCAUCUUCAGGAAGUUCCAGAUAUGGAGGCUGAUCACCAACUUCCUCUUUUUUGGGCCCUUGGGAUUCAGUUUCUUUUUCAACAUGAUAUUUCUGUACAGGUACUGCCGCAUGCUGGAAGAAGGCUCCUUCCGUGGAAGGACAGCUGACUUUGUCUUCAUGUUCCUCUUCGGAGGGUUUCUCAUGACACUAUUUGGACUCUUUGCCAGCCUGUUUUUCCUGGGCCAGGCUUUCACCAUCAUGCUGGUGUACGUCUGGAGUCGCAGGAACCCCUACAUCCGCAUGAACUUCUUUGGGCUUCUUAACUUCCAGGCUCCCUUCUUGCCCUGGGUCCUGAUGGGUUUCUCUCUGCUCUUGGGCAACUCCAUCAUCAUUGACUUACUGGGGAUUGCAGUGGGUCACAUCUAUUACUUCUUGGAAGAUGUUUUCCCCAACCAGCCUGGAGGAAAGAAGUUGCUGUUAACCCCUGGCUUUCUGAAGAUGGUAUUUGACACACCUGAAGAGGAUCCCAACUAUAAUCCUCUCCCUGAGGAUCGUCCAGAAAACCAACCUAGAGUCCAAGACCAGAACCAGCAGCAGCAUCCACAGUAACCCAGGAGACUUCUCCAUGUGGCCAGAUUCCUCUCUUCCACCUGGACUUAUGCUGUGACCCAGAGAUCCUACUGGAAUAACACCAGUUGCCAUUCCAACGUGUAAUGUUUCACUGUUUGUAUGGGUAACCAUCUUCCCCUCCUACCAAGAGGUUUCACAGAGCUUUGCAUAUAAGAACUGAUGAAUGCUUGCAGAGGUGGUGUAGGCACAGGAAGCUGAGACAGCUCCUCGUUUACCCAGUGGGGAACAAGUAACAAAUGUGUUAGACCAGUUACUCCUUUUCUUGCUGUUCAUGACUUACUGUGUGCCAGGUCACUCUUGUUCUCUGUACAAAGACCAAAUCUACCAUGGUAGAAUGCUGCUCAGCCUCUUAACUUCCUCUAAGUCCCCCAACUCCCCUUUCUUCCUCCCUUCCCCUUUUCUUGUUUUGUUUUGUUUUUCUUUUUCUUCUUUUUUUUGGGGUUAUUGUUUCCAAAGAGUCUUUACAUUAAAGUCUUUAUUUUUCACUUGUGUGUCCAUUUCUGCCUGGGGCAGAGGCAGCAGUACUCAUCAAGACUUUGCUCAGGACUGCCAGGAUUCUUGCUUGGACUUUUUUUGGUGGGCAAAGUUCAGACUUUCUGGAAGAUGUCCUUCCCCUUUUCUGUCAGCAGGACUGCAGAGCAUGAGAGGUUGGAGAGGAAGGGAUGCCUGGGAAAGGACUGGGAACACAUCUGAACUCUUGAUCCAGGCAGUGACUGGAAGUAGCACUUGACACCAGUAAUAAAGGCUGUCUGCACACUCAGUGUAA
Calypte anna (Anna's hummingbird) is the source of this 1551-nucleotide messenger RNA. RefSeq names its product derlin-2. NCBI's taxonomy places the organism in Eukaryota, Metazoa, Chordata, Aves, Apodiformes, Trochilidae. Bases 36 to 764 code for a protein of 242 amino acids. The record is from RefSeq and is a predicted model, not a curated record. Gene Ontology annotation, cellular component: Hrd1p ubiquitin ligase ERAD-L complex; endoplasmic reticulum membrane. The transcript has 7 exons. Gene Ontology annotation, biological process: endoplasmic reticulum unfolded protein response. Gene Ontology annotation, molecular function: misfolded protein binding; ubiquitin-specific protease binding.